Molecule: messenger RNA, 381 nt
Organism: Danaus chrysippus (African queen)
Lineage: Eukaryota; Metazoa; Arthropoda; Insecta; Lepidoptera; Nymphalidae
Source: the annotation of a GenBank genome assembly
AUGCAUAUAGGCCAUGGUCGUACUAAGAGAUUUGUAGAGCUUAACGAAAAAAUCAGAUCUAUCGGUGUGUGUUGUCCUGAUGAUCGUACUCCGGACGCUAUAGAUGCGGUGGCCGGAGAUUUACCAGCCACAGCACCUAGAGAAGAAAACGAAGUCUCUUUGAAGAUAGAUCGAGCUGAGAAUAGAGAGUAUUUUCAGGGUGUGGGUUUGAGCACUCGUGCGCAGGCUCGAGUGACGGGAGCCAGUCCUGCUAAUCCACGGGAAUGGCCUUGGAUGGCUUCCGUGACUCCCGAGGGAAGAGACCAGUGGUGUGGAGGCUCACUUAUAACAGAUCGACAUGUACUCAGUGCAGCUCAUUGCACUCAUGGGUACAUAUCUUGA